AUGUCAUCGAUUUUUAGUGAUUGUUGUUUCACUUUUUCGGGUUCAUUUGAAGAAGGUAGUCAUAAAAUACUUGGUGAUAUUGUGAAAAAACAUGGUGCAACCACUUCUUCAAAUGUGACCGUUAAAACUACUCACUUGGUUUCAACCGAAGAGGAUUAUAAUACAAAGAAAAGUUACAAAAUUUCUGCUGCCUUAAAAAAAGGAGAAAAUAUAUUAAUAACUACUUGGAAAUGGGUUGAAGAUUCUAUCAGCAAGAACAAAAGGCUUCCGGAAACUGAAUAUGUAAUUGUAAGUGGAGAAGACGACGAACAAAGUGAAUCGAAUAAUGAAAAAGGUGACAAAGAUAAAGACGAACAGAUUGAAGACAAAAAUGACAACAAAACUCUUCCAAUUUCAAGAAAACGAAAACUUAAACCUGAUACAUCCUCUGAUCAAGAUGAUAAGAUCGUUGAUAAUUCUUCAACUGUUAUGACUGUAGCAUCAAGUUCCAAGACUGUGGUUUCAAAAAAAAAACGUAAAAUCAAAGCUAAUGUAUCAUCAUCUUCUACUAUUGAUCAAUCAAAUAAUAUUGAUGAUAAUAAUGUGAAAGUUGAUGUUAUGAAAGUUGAAGAAAAGAAAAUGGUUACAAUUAUUAAAAAGGGAAAAGCUCCAGUUGAUGAAAUGUUUUCAAUGAAUAAAACAACUCAUGUAUACGCGGAUGAUCAGAUUGUUUGGGAUUGCCUUCUCAAUCAAACUAAUGUUAAAGGUAAUAAUAAUAAAUUCUAUAUUAUUCAACUUUUGGAAUCUGAUUCAAAUAGUUCUUAUUAUGUAUUUAAUAAAUGGGGUAGAGUUGGAUACACUGGUCAAACAUCUACUUCAGGUCCUUUUUCUUCCUUACCUUUGGCUCAACAUGAAUUUCAAAGGAAAUUUCGUGAUAAAACGGGUAAUAUGUGGAUUGAUGUUCAAGAUGCUAUUCAAAUGAUUUUUGAUAUUAAUGCAUUUAAAAAUAUAAUGGUCGAAUUGAAUUAUGAUGCAUCUAAAUUACCAUUGGGAAAACUUUCAAAAAACACUAUAACUCAAGGAUUUCAAGUUCUUAAACGUAUUGAGGCUGUUCUAGUUAAUAUCGAUCAAGGAAAUCUAGAACAACUUUCCAAUGAAUUUUAUACUGUCAUUCCACAUAGUUUUGGAAUGAGAACACCUCCUAUCAUUUCAACCCUUGACUUGUUAAAAGAGAAAUUAGAUAUGGUAGAAGCUUUGGGUGAAAUUGAGAUCGCAGCAUCAUUGAUUAAAUCGGCGGAUUCAAAAAUCAAUUUAUUGGAUUCACAUUAUAAUUCACUUAAUUUAGAAAAGAUGGAACCUUUGGAUCAUGAUUCCGAAGAAUUUAAAUUAAUACUUAAAUAUGUCAAAAAUACUCAAGGCAGUACACAUUAUUGUAAAGUUGAAGUUCUUGAUGUUUUUUCAAUUGAAAGGCAAGGAGAAAAUGAACGAUUUUCAAAAUAUUCCAAUUUACAUAAUAGAAUGUUACUUUGGCAUGGUUCUAGAAGAACAAAUUUUGCCGGAAUUUUAAGUCAAGGAUUGAGGAUUGCACCUCCUCACGUUCCUUCCAGUGGUUACAUGUUUGGAAAAGGAGUUUAUUUUGCUGAUUGCGUAACUAAAUCCGCAGGUUAUUGUUAUUCAUUUAUGAAUGAUAAUAUUGGUUUUAUGUUAUUAUGUGAAGUAGCUUGUGGUGAUAUGUUAGAAUUAGUUAGUUCGGAUUAUUAUGCUGGAGAUAGAGUUAAAAAAGAAGGUAAACAUUGUACCAAAGGGAUGGGGAGAAUAGUUCCUGAUCCCAAAGGAUAUGUUACUUUGAAAAAUGGUACUAUAGUGCCUUGUGGUAAAGGAAAAGAGAUGAAUGAUACUACUAAGUAUUUAGGUUACAACGAAUACAUCGUUUAUGAUGUUAAUCAAAUAUCUCAAAAAUAUUUACUCAAGUUCAUUCCAAAUCAUCUGAACGCGGUUAUCCUUAAGAAUAAUAAUUUGGGUGUUACUGAAAACGAUAUUCGUAGAAUCCCAGAAAGCUUUUCAGGACUUUUCACAAAAAGUGGUGAUAAAGGAAACAUAAAAGAAAAACCACCUUAUAAUUUCGUAACAACCGGCUCAACUGGCUUGUGGAACUUUUUCAAUCCUUUCAUUAGUUCAUUUGAAAUGAGGGUUGCUGACAACGAUAUUAAUGGAAUCCCAGAAAACCGUAAUCUAUUCGCGAAAGUAUGUAGAACUAGAACACAUUAUCUUUUGUUUAUUAGAGUUUUUGUGUUUGUUAGAGCGAAAGAGUUUAUGGUAGAGUGA
This is a messenger RNA of Diversispora eburnea, 2304 nucleotides long. The record is from the annotation of a GenBank genome assembly. NCBI's taxonomy places the organism in Eukaryota, Fungi, Glomeromycota, Glomeromycetes, Diversisporales, Diversisporaceae.